Paraglomus occultum is the source of this 1633-nucleotide messenger RNA. The record is from the annotation of a GenBank genome assembly. Lineage: Eukaryota; Fungi; Glomeromycota; Glomeromycetes; Paraglomerales; Paraglomeraceae.
AUGCCGACAGUCAACGUUGAUAAGCAAGACCUUUAUCAGGCGCUCGGAAAACAAUACAAUACAGAAGAAUUCCGCGAAUUAUGCUUUGAAUUUGGCAUUGAAUUAGAAGAGGAUACAUCUGAAAAAGAGAUGGUUAGCAAAGAAGUUGGAGCCGCUAAAGCAGAGGGAUUAUCUGAGCGGCCGAUUUUGAAAAUUGAUAUUCCAGCUAACAGAUAUGAUCUCCUUUGUCAAGAAGGUAUAUCGCGCGCCCUGCUUAUUUUCCAAGAGAAGGCGGAAGCUCCUAUCUAUAGAGUAGUGCCUCCAAAGGAUGGGCAAAUGGAAGUGUUGACUAUUAAGCCUGAGACUGCACAAAUAAGACCGCAUGCGGUAGCAGCGAUUCUUAGAAAUGUUACCUUUACGGAACGGAAUUACAACAAUUUUAUGGAUUUGCAAGAUAAAUUGCACAAUAAUUUAUGCAGGAGGCGUACUCUUGUAGCUAUCGGGACACACGAUUUAGAUACAUUAAAAGGGCCAUUCACUUAUAACGCACUUCCACCCAAGGAUAUUCGUUUCAAACCAUUGAAUCAACGCAGCGAAUUUAAUGGAGAGGAGCUAAUGACGUUAUACGAGUCUGAUAAACAUCUCAGCAAAUUUUUACACAUUAUUCGAGAUUCUCCUGUCUAUCCUGUUAUCUUUGACAGCAAUGGGGUGGUCUGUUCUUUACCUCCAAUCAUUAACGGUGAUCAUUCCAAGAUCACGCUAAAUACAAAGAAUGUGUUUAUUGAAUGUACAGCGACUGAUUUAACAAAAGCAAAGAUUGUCUUGAAUACUGUUGUUACGAUGUUCUCUGAAUACUGUGAGGACAAGUUUACCGUCGAACCAGUUAAAGUAAUUUAUCCAGACAACACUUCUCAUGCAUAUCCUGAUUUAUCUCUGCGUCCAACAAGAGCCAAAGUGGAUUAUAUUAACGCAUGCAUCGGCAUUAGUCUCACCACGCCAGAAAUCAUUACACUUCUCAAUAGGAUGGCUUUGGACGCCAGACAAGCUCCCGAUGACAACAAUGAGAUUAUUGUGGACGUUCCGCCUACCAGAGCAGAUAUUUUGCAUGCUUGUGAUAUCAUGGAGGACGUGGCAAUAGCGUUUGGAUUUAAUAACAUCCCGAAAACCUUCCCGGAUAGUUCGACUGUGGGGAGGGCUUUGCCGAUAAAUAAAUUGAGUGAUUUGGUUAGACGAGAAUUAGCCUUGGCUGGAUUUUCAGAGGUGUUGCCAUUAAUUCUGUGCUCGCAUGAUGAAAACUUUAGUUUUCUUAAUAAGACUGAUGAUAACACGACUGCAGUGAAGUUAUCCAAUCCAAAGACUGCUGAAUACCAAGUUGUUCGGACUACUCUUCUUGCCGGAGUUCUCAAGACAUUACGUGAAAAUAAAAAACAUCCUCUCCCUAUUAAGAUUUUCGAAGUCUCGGACGUAGUCUUGAAAGACAGCACGCAAGAACGAAUGGCUAAAAAUGAGAGGAGAGUUUGCGCUGUUUACUGUAACAAAUCAUCUGGGUUUGAGGUUAUUCAUGGCCUUCUCGAUAAUCUUAUGCAAAUGUUGCAUGUACGCUUCGUAUCUGCAUCGGGAUCAAAUGAUGGAUACUUUAUUAAAGAAUCCGAUG